AUGGAGGGCGCUUCUUCAGCACCGGACAUUAACACUGUCCUCACUAAUUCGCUGUCUCCCGAUGCGACUCAUCGCCAUGCCGCCGAACAGCAACUCACCCAAGCUGCGGAGACGAACUUCUCAUUAUACCUCGCGACCCUCGUCCAAGAACUGGCAAAUGAGAGUGCCCAGGGUCAGAUUCGCUUGGCUGCCGGCCUCGCCUUGAAGAACGCCUUCACCGCCCGCGAAUUCUCCCGGCAAGCCCAGUUGCACGCGAAAUGGCUUCAGCAGACCGACCAAGAUACCAAGACGCGCGUCAAACAGCUCGCCCUGCAGACCCUCUCUUCCGCCAACAGCCAGGCCGGUCAGGCGGCGGCGCAGGUCGUGGCCGCCAUCGCCUCCAUAGAGCUUCCUCGGGACCAAUGGCCGGACCUGAUGCACGCCUUGGUCCGGAAUGUCAGCGAGGGGGAUGAGCACCAGAAGCAGUCGUCGCUGACCGCCAUCGGCUUCAUCUGCGAAGGCCAGGACCCGGAGCUCCGUACUGCCUUGAUCACACACUCCAACGCCAUCCUGACGGCCGUCGUGCAGGGCGCACGGAAGGAGGAGCCUAACGGCGAGGUCCGUUUGGCGGCCAUCACCGCCCUCGGCGACUCGCUCGAGUUCGUUGGGAACAACUUCAAGCACGAGGGAGAGAGGAACUACAUCAUGCAGGUCGUCUGCGAGGCUACCCAGGCCGAAGACUCGCGCAUCCAACAGGGCGCUUUCGGCUGCCUCAACCGCAUUAUGGGCUUGUACUACGAGAACAUGCGCUUCUACAUGGAGAAGGCGCUAUUCGGCCUCACGAUUCUCGGCAUGAAGAGCACCGAUGAGGAUGUCGCGAAGCUCGCAGUAGAGUUCUGGAGCACCGUCUGCGAGGAGGAGAUCGCCAUCGAAGAUGACAAUGCCCAGGUGGAGAGCUCCGAGCAGAUGCGGCCAUUCUACAAUUUCGCUCGUGUUGCCGCAAAUGAGGUGGUACCAGUCCUCCUCAGCCUUCUUACGAAGCAGGAUGAGGAUGCCACCGACGAUGAGUAUAACAUCUCUCGUGCCGCAUACCAGUGCCUGCAACUGUAUGCCCAGGCUGUCGGCUCAGCCGUUAUCCCGCCCGUCAUUCAGUUUGUCGAGGCGAACCUGCGAUCCGACGACUGGCAUAACCGCGACGCUGCCGUCUCGGCAUUUGGUGCCAUUAUGGACGGUCCCGAAGAGAAGGUCCUGGAGCCGAUCGUCAAGUCCGGCAUGCAGCCACUGAUCAGCAUGAUGGAUGACCCCUCGAUCCACGUCAGGGACUCGACCGCCUAUGCUCUUGGCCGCAUAACCGAGGCCUGUUCCGAUGCCGUCGACCCCGGUCAACACCUCGAGCCCCUGCUAAGAUCCCUGUUUGCUGGUCUCUUGAACAGCCCCAAGAUGGGCGCUUCCUGCUGCUGGGCCUUGAUGAACCUUGCUGAGCGCUUUGCUGGCGAACCCGGCGUCCAGCAGAACCCCAUCACUCCUCACUUCAACGAGGCCGUGAGCAAUCUUCUUACCGUGACCGCCCGUCCCGAGUGUGACACCGCCAUCCGAACGGCUGCCUACGAGGUUCUCAACGUCUUUGUCCAGAGCUCGGCGAAUGAGAGCCUUGCCUCGAUCGCCUCGCUCUCGGACGUCAUCAUCAAGCGACUCGAGGAGACCAUCCCCAUGCAGACUCAGGUCGUCAGCGUUGAGGACAAGAUCACCCUCGAAGACAUCCAGACCAGCCUCUGUGCUGUCCUUCAAGCAAUCAUCCAGCGACUGGACAAGGAGAUUACACCCCAAGGCGACGUGAUCAUGCAGGUUCUGCUCCAGGUCCUUGCCACCGUGGCUGGAAAGUCUACUGUGCCGGAAGCCGUCUUUGCAACUAUCAGCAGCCUCUCGAAUGCCAUGGAGGAGGAGUUCAUCAAGUACAUGGACGCCUUCAGCCCCUUCCUUUACAAUGCCCUCGGCAAUCAGGAGGAGCCCAGUUUGUGCUCGAUGGCUAUUGGCCUCGUCAGCGAUAUCACCCGGUCCAUGGGAGAGCGCAGCCAGCCUUACUGCGACAACUUCAUGAACUAUCUUCUCAACAAUCUCAGGAGUACCACGCUUUCCAACCAGUUUAAGCCGGCUAUCCUUCAAUGUUUUGGAGAUAUUGCUGGUGCCAUCGGUGGUCAUUUUGAGACGUAUCUUUCUGUUGUUGCCCAGGUGCUCCAACAAGCUGCCACUGUCUCCGCGACACCCGAAGGCUCGUACGAGAUGUUCGACUAUGUCGUCUCCCUGCGAGAAGGCAUUAUGGAUGCCUGGGGUGGCAUUAUUGGUGCUAUGAAGACCAGCUCCAAGACCCAAGUCCUCCAGCCGUACGUGCAGUCGAUCUUCGAGUUGCUUAGCAGCAUUUCUGGCGAUGCGAACCGUAGCGAGGCCUUGAUGAGGGCUUCGAUGGGUGUCAUUGGUGACCUUGCCGAUGCAUAUCCAAACGGAGAAUUGGUCGAGGCCUUCCGCCAAGAUUGGCUUACUGCCCUGAUCAAGGAGACGCGGGUCAACCGUGAUUUCCAACCCCGGACUAUUGAGACCGCCCGAUGGGCUCGCGAGCAAGUCAAGCGCCAGAUUGGGGGUACAGCGAACGUGAUGCAGCAGAGUUGA
Messenger RNA from Phialemonium atrogriseum, 2643 nucleotides. Its product is annotated as putative importin subunit beta-1 protein. Gene Ontology annotation, molecular function: nuclear import signal receptor activity; small GTPase binding. The record is from RefSeq and is a predicted model, not a curated record. The transcript has 6 exons. Gene Ontology annotation, cellular component: cytoplasm; nucleus. Gene Ontology annotation, biological process: protein import into nucleus. The coding region runs from base 1 to 2643 and encodes 880 amino acids. Lineage: Eukaryota; Fungi; Ascomycota; Sordariomycetes; Cephalothecales; Cephalothecaceae.